This is a messenger RNA of Cylas formicarius (sweet potato weevil), 1353 nucleotides long. RefSeq lists its product as uncharacterized. NCBI's taxonomy places the organism in Eukaryota, Metazoa, Arthropoda, Insecta, Coleoptera, Brentidae. The record is from RefSeq and is a predicted model, not a curated record. Gene Ontology annotation, biological process: regulation of synaptic transmission, cholinergic; sleep; positive regulation of voltage-gated potassium channel activity. The coding region runs from base 107 to 607 and encodes 166 amino acids. The transcript has 3 exons.
GCUCCUAAUCAACUUUUGGUCAUUCUUGUGUUGUCACUGUCUUUGUAAACUCACAAGCGGCAGGAUAAACAUUUUUGAGUAGAAGAAAUUUGUGUUUAGUGUUAAAAUGUCUUCGCAAUUUUAUUUGGCGGUUGUUUUCGGUUUAGUUCUGGCAGCUUUUCCAACAGCUUUCGGCCUACAGUGCUGGAAAUGCUCAUCUGAUCAAGACGCGACCUGCCGUGAUCACUUCAACGUCACUAGGAUCCUUCAAAACCAACGAUUCAUCAACAGUUACGUAUAUGGCAACCAACAAACAUCUACGACAACUCCCCACCUCACCACUUGCGAAGGAAUGCACACCUCUACGACUUUCGGGCAAGUGAAAAAUGUUUGCGUGAAGAGGGUGACUACGGCUACGCAUGGUCUCAAGCAAGUAAUAAGAGAAUGCAGGAUGGUUAAUAUUAAUCUUAAGACCGGCGCUUGUCCCGAGGACCUCGCCUAUCCCGGAGUGAAUCAAAACUUGGAGUAUUGCGGAAGUUGCGAAUACGACGGAUGUAAUUCUGCUUCCAUGUCGCAAAUUAUUGUAGCGUUGUUAAUACCUUCCUUGCUUUUGUUAUUGAGGGGUUAGGGGUCCGUUCGACUUAAUCGUACCUGUUAAAUGUAUCGCCAAUGCGAAACAAACCAGCGAAAGUUCCCGAGUACACAAUUAAAGUUGGACUCUGAUGAUAUUGUACGGAUUGUGGUGAUUAUGAUUAUUGCAGACAUGAAUAACACAUAAAAAAUCAAAACAUUACACUUGGGAAUGUGCCUCUAAUCACCUAAUCUAAUUUUGUUUUAUUGUUUUAUUUUGUUUUAAUGUAAUAAUAGUUAUGCCAAAGCAUUUCUGAAGACACUUGGGAAUUGUACGAAGAACAUUGUUCGUUUAAGAUGGUCCAAAUUAAUUGUAAAAUAAAAAGUCGAGCAAUUACCAUUAAUCGCUGUAUAUAUUUUUUCUCGUUAAUUUAUAACUUAUAAGAUUCUUUUCUAUAAAAAAUAGGUUGGUUUUAAAUGUGUGCUUUUUGUAAAGUGAAUCUGAACAAAAUACACACAAAUUUCAAUAGGUAUUAUUUUGUACAUACGUGAAGAUUAGGAUCACCAAUUUUUAUUUUUGGCAAUGAAGCAUGUUAUAAGCAAUUAAUUACGUAAUUAAUUGUAUAUUAACGAACUAGCGCACCUUCAUCAAUUGAAUUGCUUGUUACUUAUCGUUUUGAAUUAUGGAAUUUUUAUAUAUUGUUAAAUGACUGUAAAUAGAAGAUCCCCUUUACGUUUUAUUAGUCAUACAUGACAGUAAAUUAUUUAUUGUACCGAUAUUACCAAAUAAAUGUUUUCAUUGUA